Chrysochloris asiatica (Cape golden mole) is the source of this 4275-nucleotide messenger RNA. RefSeq names its product CASK interacting protein 1 (gene CASKIN1). The transcript is spliced from 20 exons. The record is from RefSeq and is a predicted model, not a curated record. The coding region runs from base 1 to 4275 and encodes 1424 amino acids. Gene Ontology annotation, molecular function: protein binding. NCBI's taxonomy places the organism in Eukaryota, Metazoa, Chordata, Mammalia, Afrosoricida, Chrysochloridae.
AUGGGGAAGGAGCAGGAGCUGGUGCAGGCAGUAAAGGCGGAGGACGUGAGCACCGCGCAGCGGCUGCUGCAGAGGCCGCGGCCCGGCAAAGCCAAGCUCCUGGGCUCCACCAAGAAGAUCAAUGUCAAUUUCCAGGACCCAGAUGGCUUUUCAGCCCUGCACCAUGCAGCCCUCAAUGGCAACACUGAGCUCAUCUGCUUACUGCUGGAGGCCCAGGCUGCUGUGGACAUCAAGGACAACAAAGGCAUGCGGCCAUUGCACUACGCAGCCUGGCAGGGUCGAAAGGAACCUAUGAAACUGGUUCUGAAGGCGGGCUCGGCGGUGAACGUACCGUCCGACGAGGGCCACAUCCCCCUGCACCUCGCGGCUCAGCAUGGGCACUAUGAUGUGUCUGAGAUGCUGCUUCAACAUCAGUCUAACCCCUGCAUCGUGGACAAUUCGGGGAAGACGCCCCUGGACCUGGCCUGCGAGUUUGGCCGCGUUGGGGUGGUCCAGCUCCUCCUGAGCAGUAACAUGUGUGCGGCGCUGCUGGAACCCCGGCCAGGGGAUGCCACCGACCCCAACGGCACCAGCCCCCUACACCUGGCAGCCAAGAACGGCCACAUCGACAUCAUCAGACUCCUCCUACAAGCCGGCAUCGACAUUAACCGGCAGACCAAGUCUGGCACGGCGUUACACGAGGCUGCACUCUGUGGGAAGACGGAAGUGGUCCGGCUGCUGCUUGAUAGUGGGAUCAAUGCCCAGGUACGGAACACCUACAGCCAGACAGCUUUGGACAUUGUGCACCAGUUUACCGCGUCACAGGCCAGCAAGGAAAUUAAGCAACUACUGCGAGAGGCCUCUGCGGCUCUGCAGGUCCGGGCAACCAAGGAUUACUGCAACAGCUAUGACCUGACCAGUCUGAAUGUGAAGGCCGGGGACAUCAUCACAGUCCUCGAGCAGCACCCGGACGGCCGGUGGAAAGGCUGUGUCCAUGACAACCGGACGGGCAAUGACCGUGUUGGCUAUUUCCCGUCCUCUCUGGGCGAGGCCAUUGUCAAGAGAGCUGGUUCUCGAGCAGGCUCUGAGCCAAGCCCACCCCCGGGAGGCGGCUCGUCGGGGUCCUCUGUGCCUCCAGAGGAAAUCUGGGUGCUGAGGAAGCCUUUUGCAGGUGGGGAACGCAGCGGCAGCUUGAGCAGCGUGGCUGGUGGCCGGGGCCAUGCCCUGCAUGCAGGCUCCGAAGGCGUCAAGCUCCUGGCCACUGUGCUCUCCCAGAAGUCUGCCUCUGAGUCCAGCCCUGGGGACAGCCCCGUCAAGCCUCUGGAAGGUUCUGCAGGUACCACCAGGGCCCAGCCUCCUGUCCAUGCAGAACAGUCACCCAGGAAGCCAGAUCUGGCGUCUGAGGGAAAGAGUGCCGAGGCGGUCAGCCAGUGGCUGGCCACGUUCCAGCUGCAACUCUACGCACCCAACUUCAUCAGUGCCGGCUACGACCUGCCCACCAUCAGCCGCAUGACCCCUGAGGACCUCACAGCCAUUGGUGUCACCAAGCCAGGCCACCGGAAGAAGAUCACAGCAGAAAUCAGUGGGCUGAGCAUCCCCGACUGGCUGCCCGAGCACAAACCCGCUAACCUGGCCGUGUGGCUGUCCAUGAUCGGCCUGGCCCAGUAUUACAAGGUGCUGGUGGACAAUGGCUAUGAGAAUAUCGACUUCAUCACUGACAUCACCUGGGAGGACCUGCAGGAGAUUGGCAUCACCAAGCUGGGACACCAGAAGAAGCUGAUGCUUGCGGUGAGGAAGCUGGCAGAGUUGCAGAAGGCGGAAUACGCCAAAUAUGAGGGGGGCCCCCUGCGCCGGAAGGCACCCCAAUCGCUGGAGGUGGUGGCCAUUGAGUCACCUCCCCCACCAGAGCCCACACCUGCUGACUGCCAGUCCCCGAAGAUGACCACCUUCCAGGACAGUGAGCUUAGUGGGGAACUGCAGGCUGCUAUGACCGGCCCAGCUGAGGGCACUGCCGCCACUGUUGAGAAGACCUACAACCAGCUGCCACCCACCCCCAGAGGCAGCCUGCGGCAGGAGCCCAGCCUGGGUGGGCGGGCACGUCACAUGAGCAGCUCUCAGGAACUGCUGGGCGAUGGACCUCCUGGGCCUGGCAGCCCCAUGUCCCGGAGCCAGGAGUACCUGCUGGAUGAGGGACCAGCCCCCAGCACUCCCCCCAGGGAGGCCCGGCCCAGCCGUCAUGGCCACAGUGUCAAGAGAGCCAGUGUACCCCCGGUACCUGGAAAGCUAAGACAGGUCCUCCCGCCAGGUGCCAGCCACUUCACACCCCCGCAGACGCCCACCAAAGCCAGGCCUGGCUCCCCCCAGGCUCUGGCGGGGCCUCAUGGCCCCACCCCGGCCACAGCCAAGGUAAAGCCCACCCCACAGCUGCUGCCACCAACGGAGCGGCCCAUGUCCCCCCGCUCACUGCCCCAGUCGCCCACCCACCGAGGCUUUGCCUAUGUGCUGCCCCAGCCUGUGGAGGGGGAAGCAGCCCCAGUGGCCCCAGGGCCUGUGCCCAGAUUGUGCCUGCCCCCCGAGGCUGAUGGUGAGCCAGGGCGGCCCAAGAAGCGUGCCCACAGCCUGAACCGCUAUGCAGCGUCAGACAGCGAGCCGGAGCGGGACGAGCUGCUGGUUCCCUCGGCGACAGGACCCUAUGCCACUGUCCAGCGGCGUGUGGGCCGAAGCCACUCGGUGCGGGCACCCGCUGGCGCUGACAAGAACGUCAACCGCAGCCAAUCUUUCGCUGUGCGGCCACGAAAGAAGGGGCCCCCACCACCUCCACCCAAGCGCUCCAGCUCUGCCCUGGCAAAUGCCAACCUGGCUGAUGAGCAGGGGCUAGAUGCAGAGACUGAGGGUGUUGGGCCUGAGGACGGUGGGCUGGGAGUCCGAGCCCAGCGCCGGCGGGCCAGCGACCUAGCCGGCAGCGUGGACACGGGCAGUGCCGGCAGUGUGAAGAGCAUCGCGGCCAUGCUGGAGCUGUCGUCCAUUGGGGGUGGCGGCCGGGCUGCCCGCAGGCCUGCAGAGGGCCACCCCAUACCCCGUCCUGCCAGCCCUGAACCAGGCCGUGUGGCCACGGUGCUGGCUCCUUUGAAGCACAAGGAGGCCAUUGGGCCCGACGGGGAGGUGGUAAACCGGCGCCGCACGCUCAGUGGGCCUGUCACUGGACUUCUGGCCACAGCCCGCCGAGGGUCUGGAGAGCCAGUGGGGCCUACUGAACAACACGGGCCCUUGGUUGAAGAUGGUGCUGCCCGGCAGCGACCCCGAGGCCCAGCCAAGGGAGAGGGCAGCAGCGAGGGCUCUCCCCUGGCCAGGGUGGAGGCCAGCUCCACUCUCAAGAGGCGCAUUCGAGCCAAGCAGAGCCAGCAAGAGAAUGUCAAGUUCAUCUUGACGGAGUCUGACACUGUCAAGCGCAGGCCCAAGACCAAGGAGCGGGAGGUGGGCUUGGAGCCCCCCCCACCUCCCCUGUCUGUGUAUCAGAAUGGCACGGGGACCAUGCGCCGACGGCCCGUUUCUGAGCAAGGUGCACCCCCAGAUCUGCCACCGCCGCCCCCACCUGUUCAGCCGCCCCCGGCCGACCUGGUGCAUCUGCCUCCACUGCCCUUGCCAGAGGGUGAUGCACGGAAGCCGGUCAAGCCACCCGUCUCUCCCAAGCCUGUCCUAGCUCAGCCGAUGACCAAGAUGCAGGGCUCACCCACUCCGGCAUCCAAGAAGGUGCCUCUCCCAGGCCCUGGCAGCCCAGAAGUGAAGCGUGCCCACGGGACACCGCCGCCUGUAUCACCUAAGCCACCGCCACCGCCUACGGCGCCCAAGCCAAUCAAGGCUACGGCGGGGCUGCAGUCGGGCAGCGCCAGUCCUUCGCCCGCGCCCUCACCGGCGCGUCAGCCGCCAGCCGCCCUCGUCAAGCCGGCCGGCACGCCGCCUCCGGUGGGCUCCAGUCCGGUUAGGCCCCCAUCCCCCGGCGUGCCCGCGCUGCACGUGCCCGCCAAGCCACCGCGCGCCGCCGCCGCCGCCGCCGCCGCCGGAGCCCCUGCCGUGCCUGACGGCGCCUCGCCAGGGGACAGUGCCCGGCAGAAGCUGGAGGAGACCAGCGCCUGCUUGGCGGCUGCGUUGCAAGCUGUAGAGGAAAAGAUCCGACUGGAAGACGGCCAGGGACCGCGCCCGUCGGCCGCAGAGGAGAAGAGCACCGGCAGCAUCUUGGAUGACAUCGGCAGUAUGUUCGACGACCUGGCCGACCAGCUGGAUGCCAUGUUGGAGUGA